Messenger RNA from Spodoptera frugiperda (fall armyworm), 5041 nucleotides. RefSeq lists its product as uncharacterized. The transcript has 2 exons. Gene Ontology annotation, biological process: DNA integration. The record is from RefSeq and is a predicted model, not a curated record. Bases 613 to 1881 code for a protein of 422 amino acids. Gene Ontology annotation, molecular function: zinc ion binding; nucleic acid binding. Lineage: Eukaryota; Metazoa; Arthropoda; Insecta; Lepidoptera; Noctuidae.
UAUGUUUUCUUUUUGUUGAAGCGCCUAGCCGUUGCUUCAUAGCAACCUUUCCAACGGCCUAUUUAGGCUCGUAAUUUUAAGGAAGCAUAUUAAUGCACGUUAUGUCGUCACUUGCUUUUCAUCAUUUGCUCUGUUAACACCAAAAUUAUAUCUCUCCGUUGUUUGAGUAUUUCUACAGUUCUUUUAUUCCUGCAAGACCUCAUAUUCCUCUACAUGGUCCUUCGAGCCGGAUAUAUGAAGAUCAGCGGUUAAAAUUGAAGAAAGGAAUAAUUAAGGAUCGUCAAUUAGCCGGCGUGACUUGCAGGUUUUUUGCGGGACAAUUAAUUGGACUGAACUCAAGCAAUUUAAUUGCGGUGUAUUGCAUUUAUUCUAUUAAUAUCAUCACCCAACACUCAGGUAAUAUAAAUAAAACUAAAUCGUUAAGAAAUAUCACAGGUUGAAUACACUUGUCUCCCAGUAUGUCCGAGGAAAGGGAAUUAGUUAAGAAGCGAGGAAGCUUUAAAGGUCGAUUGACUGCUUUCGUUACCUUUCUGGAUUCACUCAAGGACAGAACCCUAACCAAUUGUGACAUGGCUGAGCUGCAGUUGCGCAUAGGCAAGAUGGAGUCGUUGUAUGAGCAGUAUGAUGAGGUACAGUUACGUCUGGAAUGCCUUGUCGAGGACAUUAAAUUACAAUUUUCCGAACGUUCUGAUUUUGAGUCUCUUUAUUAUAAAUCCUUGUCCAGGGCACAGAAUAUUAUCAGUGACUAUAAUAAAGAUAAUGAGUCGAUGGAAAAUUGUAAAGGGUAGUCACACUAAUGUGCAUAAGCCAGUUAAGUUGCCAACAAUCCAGUUACCUAAGUUCAGCGGUUUAUAUACGAAUUGGCUAGAAUUCCGUGACACCUUUAGUAGUCUCGUUCAUUGCAAUGAUAGCAUUGACGAAAUUAAUAAAUUUCACUACUUGAGAGCAUCUCUUGAAGGGUCAGCUGCGGUAGUUAUCAAUUCUAUUGAGUUUUCUUCGAGUAAUUAUUCUGUGGCAUGGCAGUUGUUAUGUGAUCGGUUUGAUAACAAAAGAUUACUCAUACAAAAUCAUGUGUCUGCUUUAUUUAAUAUUGAAAGCAUCAUAAAGGAGUCUUCUGUUGCAUUAAAAACUCUAAUUGACUUAAUAAAUAAAGACUUGCGAGCAUUAGAGUCGUUAGGUGAGCCUGUUAAGCAGUGGGACACGUUAUUGAUUUAUAUUAUGACUCGCAAGCUUGAUCAAAAGACCUAUCGCGAGUGGGAAGAGUGCAAAGGUAGGAUAGAUAAGGACAGCCCUAUAACGUUUGAAGAUUUCAUAAAAUUCCUGCGUAAUCGAGCUGACCUUAUUGAGACCUUAGAAUUAUCACGCAAUAAUUGUUCCCAAACAUCUAAUAAAUCAUGUCCUAAGAUAAAAUCCAUGGUAGCUACACAGUCUCUUAAUCACAGUGUAAAUAACAACGAAAUGUCUCGCAAAGUGUGUCCUAAUUGUAACAAUGAUCAUUCGUUAAAUAAUUGUCCACAGUUUCUCGCACUCAGCAAUGACGCUCGAUUCAAACUACUGCCCACCUUUAAGAUUUGUUUUAACUGCUUUCGGUCCGGUCAUUAUGCCAAUAAAUGUAAAAAACCAGGUUGUAAACUAUGCAAGCGCAGGCAUAAUACACUAGUUCACACCGAUAAUAAAUGCACUGAGGUGAAUACAGUUAACGGUAAUUUAAAUAACUCGUCACCAUCUUCAUCUGUACCGUCUGCUUCCACGGACACGAGUAACGUAGCAUUGUCAGCAAACAUUGCAUCAUCCCAUGAUCAUAAGCAGCGUGAUGUGUUGUUGUCCACUGCACAGGUCAAACUGCGGGACCACAAUGCGACACGUCCUAAGUAUAAGUAAGUAACUGAAAAAGUUAAAUUUUACAGGAGAGCGAAUUUAAGAUUGCAAAAAUUAUAAAUUGUCAUAUCUUUGUCAUUUUAAGGAUUUAUGGUUUGAAAUUUGGUAACUGAGUUUAAAAUUAAGUACAGUUUAUGUUUACAAGGAAAUUUUGUUUGUAAAGGUUUAUGGUUUUGUUUUAUAACACAUAGAUAAUUUUACUCCGGUCUUAGAAUGUAUCAAAAUACUCUAACUGCCACAUCCACACUUUUUCAAUGGAAUAUUUAUCGAAUAUUUUACGCGAUAUCCAUGGAAUAAGUAGUUAAGUGCCUAGAUACAUUUUACAAUUAAAAUUGAAUCCAGUGUAUAAAUGUGUAACUACGUAGAUACACACUUAUGCACCGGGAAUGGCUAAAAUUCCAUAAUAAUUAUCAUUAGGACUAACCUUGUCUAGGUGACGAAUAAAUCUCAUUUGGUGGUGACAUGGUGAGAUUCUGUCGCCUUUUAAUUGCAUUUUGCUUUAACGAUACUAAGAAUUUAUAGCGUUCACUAUAUUAAUAAAAUAUAACGCACCGCUCGCGCGUGCCGCUCGCUGUUACCGCGAAGAACUGAGCGAGCGGCAGAUGCCCGCACCCCGCGUCUCGAUCCCCCCGCGUACUACUAUUUAACUGGAACUUCCAUAUUUGUACGUUGUAUUUAUUUCCUAGCUAAUUCAGAUAAAUACUUAUGCGUCUGAAAAAAACCAUGUUCGGCUGUUACAAUUUUUUUGAUAUUUUUUUAUUGGAUAGAUACAGGUACGUUGAAGCUAAAAAUGCAAUAAAAACCAUUUCGUGUAUCUGGCAGAUACAUACUUAUACUUAGCGGGUGUCGAAUUGUGUAGUGCACGUCGCUCGCGCGGUUCUCGAUAGCGGCAGCACAUCGUCAUUCAUCACAGACCGGUUAUGCAGACAAUUGAAGUUGGCAACAACGCAAGUGAACGAAUGUAUACUUGGUAUAAAUAAUGUUACGUCACACGCAGGUAAAUUGAGUCGUGUAAGGAUGACAUCGAUGGACGAUAGUAUUACUUUCGACCUUAAUUGUUUUGUUUUGCCAUACAUUACAAGUAAUGUUCCGUGCCGCGAAGUUAAUUACUCGACAUUAAAUAUUCCGCUAAAUAUAACUUUAGCAGAUCCUACGUUUUGCAAGCCCGCUGAGGUAGAUAUUCUCAUCGGUGCUGAUCUCUUUUGGGAUUUGUUAGGAUCACAAAGUAUAAGGCUAGGUACCGGAAAACCAGUUUUGUAUGAAACUAGUUUAGGGUGGAUAGUUUCCGGUCCAAUUAGUCAGAAUUCUAUUUCAUUAUUAUGUAGUGAUUUAAAAUGUAAUUUUUCUAAAACUGUUUCUGACAAUAAUACUGACUUGGAAAACAUUAGAUCAGAUUUUACGACUGGAUCGGUUUGAGUAGCCGACUCAAGUCAAAUGUUCAGAGACGUUACCGGAGACUCGACCUAAUAUAUCGUUAAAUGCAGUAAUAUUAGAAUGUAAAGGUGAUUAUUGAAUUUAACCGGUUUUCCAAUUAUUCUCGGCUUAUACGCUCUGUAGCUUAUGCGUUAAGAUUUAUCAAGUCAUGUCAGAAGCAGUAUCCUAAAACUAAUUAUUUGACACAGGAUGAGUUGGAAGAUGCACUCACUGUUGUCAUUCGUAGGUACGAAUCAUUUCCCGAGUAUAAACUACUUUUAAAUAAAAGAAACUUACCUCAGAAGAGCGUCCUUUUAAAAUUUAAUGUUUAUUUAGAUGACAAAAAUAUAAUGCGAGCAGGAGGACGUCUCGAUAAUUCUGAAUUUUUAUAUAAUAAAAAACAUCCUUGUUUAUUACAGUCCACUCAUCAAUUUACUAAAUUAUUAUUUUAUUUUGAGCAUAAAAGGCUUAUGCACGCUGGCCCACAAUUAUUAUUAGCAUCGAUUAGGGAAUCUUAUUGGCCGAUAGGGGGCCGCAACUUGGCGAAGGCUUGUUAUCAUAAGUGCGUUCUGUGUCGGCGCAUGAAGGGUAAGGUGGUCGCACCUAUUAUGGGUAACUUACCGCAAGAACGGCUUCGUCCAGGUUAUCCCUUCGAGAGUACGGGCGUUGAUUACGCCGGCCCUAUCUUGUGUGCCAGUCGUCAAGGCCGUGGAUGCAAGCUGGUAAAGGUGUACAUUGCCAUUUUUAUAUGUUUUACUACUAAAGCCAUUCAUUUGGAACUUGUUGGUGACUUAACUGGUAAAAGUUACUUACUGGCUUUGCAUCGAUUUAUUGCUCGUAGAGGAAAACCCGUUGAUAUCUUUUCCGACAACGGUACCUCAUUUGUCAGUGCAUACAACGAACUAUCCAAGUUUUUAAAAUCGACUAGUUCGUCAUUGAGUGAGGAUGCAGCGAAAGAUGGAAUCAGAUUCCAUUUUAUACCCGCGUAUACCCCACAUUUCGGAGGACUCUGGGAGGCAGGUGUAAAGUCAACAAAGUACCACCUUAAUCGAGUGUUGGGAAAUUGUAAUUUGACAUUUGAAGAGCUUUACACCGCAUUAACUAAAAUUGAAGCCGUCUUGAAUUCUCGUCCACUGACGCCAUUAUCUUCCGAUCAUGCCGAUUACAGUCCGCUCACGCCAGGACAUUUUCUUGUUGGGCGACCUCUCACUUCCCUAAGGCAACCUGACUUCAGCGAUUGCUCUGCCAACCGCCUAUCUCGCUUUCAACGCAUUGAGCAGCUGCGUCAGCAUUUCUGGCAUAGAUGGAGCAAAGAGUACAUUGCAGAAUUACAGCUGCGGACCAAGUGGCGUUCCUCGAAGGAUGCAUUACGGGUGAACACAUUGGUCGUGAUAAAGGAAGAUAACCUUCCUCCUUUGAAGUGGAGCUUGGGACGGAUUGUGGCUGUCUACCCAGGGAAGGAUGGCAUCGCUCGAGUAGCUGACAUAAAGACCUCCACCGGAGUCGUUCGACGCGCAUUUAACAGGAUCUGCCCGCUGCCGGUGUCUACGGAUUAAUUUGGUUGAAACCGUUGCUUUCAACGCCCGGGGGCAUGUUGAAGCGCCUAGCCGUUGCUUCAUAGCAACCUUUCCAACGGCCUAUUUAGGCUCGUAAUUUUAAGGAAGCAUAUUAAUGCACGUUAUGUCGUCACUUGCUCUUCAUCAUUUGCUCUGUUAACACCAAAAUUAUAUAUCUCCAUUGUUUGAGUAUU